AUGUCGCGCCAGCUUGUCGCUCGCGCGGCAGAUGGGCUAUGGCAUCCGAUCACGUGGCCUAUACCCUGUACCCAGUUGCUGCUCUUCAGUCCCUCUUUGGCUGUGCUCAGCGGCACAGCGUUCCCCCAUGGCCUUCCCAACGGCGUGACGCGGAUCUUCCCUCUCUCAGUUGCCGACCAGCAGCAGGCCGAAGGAUGGCAGACGAGCUGCCACCAGUCUCUCGAACAACAGAUCGGGAGCAAGGUCGAUGGCUACGUGAGCCUUCGCGUCAGUCGGCCGCAGGGCAGGGCUCCUUUGCUCGUCCGAGAGCUUCCCGAAACCGUGGGCAGCAAGGUGUGGCGUGGCGCCUGGCUUCUCUGGAAGUGCCUGGCAAACCUCCACGGUUUGGGCGGAGUCUCCCGUGUGCUGGAGUUGGGUGCCGGCGUGGGCCUGGUGGGGCUGCUUCUUGCAGCGGACCAUUCGCUGGAGGUAGUGGUCUCUGAGACGCGGAGCGGCUAUGGUGGAGCAGAACUGACGUGGGAAAAUCUGGUUUACAAUGUUCAGAUGAAUGCUGAGCAGAUUGACGAGGGCGGGGGUCGCAUAGAGGCUUUGGAAUUAGACUGGACGCAGGGCCUGCAGGACCAGGUGCGGAAAUUUGACCUCGUGGUGGGCAGCGAUAUACUCUAUGAGCCGCAUAUCUUCGAAGACCUGUUGGAUGUUAUGCAGACAGCAGCUUCGGAAGCAGUUCUGGUGCAGAACGUGGCGAGGAAGGGCACGCAGUACUUCAAAGAGCUUUGCCGGGCCAGAAACAUCGGGCUGCGGGCCGUCGACGUGUCUGACUUGGAUGCGAACGAACAGUGGCUUGUUGAAGGUGUUGCUGAUGCAGUCGACGGGGUCUACCAGUGCUGGUUCCUAGAUUUCAGCCAAGCACAGAGCGGAAGCGAAGGCUGU
Molecule: messenger RNA, 930 nt
Organism: Symbiodinium necroappetens
Lineage: Eukaryota; Dinophyceae; Suessiales; Symbiodiniaceae
Source: the annotation of a GenBank genome assembly